Molecule: messenger RNA, 702 nt
Organism: Heterocephalus glaber (naked mole-rat)
Lineage: Eukaryota; Metazoa; Chordata; Mammalia; Rodentia; Bathyergidae
Gene: Sf3b6
Product: splicing factor 3b subunit 6
Cellular component (GO): nucleus; cytoplasm
Molecular function (GO): mRNA binding
Source: RefSeq, a predicted model, not a curated record
CGCCGUGAGACGGCGGAGUUCCGGCGGUGCUGUAGCCGCUUCCGACAGAGCCUAGGUGUGGUCCACAUCUGACGCAGUUUUGCCGUUGAAGGCAAGCGCGCUCCGGCGGUGUCCGGGGAGUUCCAGUGUUUGCUGCGGUAAACUCAUCAGCCCAGCAAGAUGGCGAUGCAAGCGGCCAAGAGGGCGAACAUUCGACUUCCUCCUGAAGUUAAUCGAAUUUUAUAUAUAAGAAACUUGCCAUACAAAAUCACAGCUGAAGAAAUGUAUGAUAUAUUUGGGAAGUAUGGACCUAUUCGUCAGAUCAGAGUGGGGAACACACCUGAAACUAGAGGAACAGCCUAUGUGGUCUAUGAAGACAUCUUUGAUGCCAAGAACGCGUGUGACCACCUGUCAGGAUUCAACGUCUGCAACAGAUAUCUUGUGGUUUUGUACUAUAAUGCCAACAGGGCAUUUCAGAAGAUGGACACCAAGAAGAAGGAGGAACAGUUGAAACUUCUCAAGGAGAAGUACGGCAUCAACACGGAUCCACCAAAAUAAGUGCCGCAUUUUCAUUUUGGACUAAAGCACCCCUAUGACCACUGUCACUUUUUUCCCUAAAAUUUUUAAUCAAUACUGAAUAUCCUGAUUUCUAGAGGUUCAAAAGAAACUUCAAUGCAUAUUAGAGUAUAUUAUGUUAAUAAACUUUUACCUUUUUGUAAAACA